Molecule: messenger RNA, 1168 nt
Organism: Seminavis robusta
Lineage: Eukaryota; Bacillariophyta; Bacillariophyceae; Naviculales; Naviculaceae
Source: the annotation of a GenBank genome assembly
AGAAACAACCAAAGAAACAAGCAGCAAGUAAAUCAUGGACUGCUGUGGCGGUGGCAGCCUUUUCAUGGAGCCAAGAUCCACUUAUUCUCCAACAUUAUCCGAUGAAACUCUGCGGAAACUCCCCGAUGGCAGGACGCUGGCAUACCGAAUUUGCGGCGAGACUGCAGCCAAUUGCAAACAAGUGGUCUUUGCCUUUCAUGGAGCAUUGGGCACGGGCGACUUUGAUCAUUGGUCUUAUAUCUUCCAAAAGCUUGGAUGGCUUGUGAUCUCACCGACGCUGCCAGGAUGGGGUCUCUCUUCUGCUAAUCCAUGCUAUACGCUAAAUCACUAUGCAAAAUACGACAUAAAGCACUUGACGGAUCACAUUUUUGAUACAGUUCUCGGUUCCAACACGAAACUGGAACGAUCCUUUCUGUGCAUUGGGAUCUCUUAUGGAUGUAUCCACGCCAUUGCAUGUGCUGUGCAUCUUUCGGAACAAGUAUCAGGUCUUUGCCUUCUCGGUCCUCAUGGCCCUUUUGACGACCCAUCCUUUGACCCACUACAAGGCAUGGCUUUUCAAUCCAAACUUGGAUUGGGUACCGUUGGCUUUUACAUGCCAUCGAUGACCAGUAUCACUGGGAAAAUGGUGCAAACAUCUGUCUCCACUCCUUCAAAAGCGAGGGAAUUUGUAAAGACCAAUCUACUAGAUGCCAUGAAUGAUGCUGAAAAACAGCACUUUGCCGCGGCCUCGAAAGAUCUACAGAACAAGGUUGCUUCUGGUGAGGGUAUACGCGACAGUCUCUCUGUCUCAAUCCAGGGAUAUGUGGAUAUUCCUGUUGUUCUGCGAAGUUGGAGUGUCAAAGAUUUGCAAAAGAUCGAAUGUCCCAGUCACAUAUUUGUGGCCAACGACGAUGUGCAGACCCCCGUUCAUGGUGCUAGGUAUAUCCACGAAAAGCUACAAGAGUACGGCAAACGCUCCAAAUUGACCGAGUUUGACAAAGGUGGUCACAUGACUCUUGUGUUUUGUUUUGAUGAGUGCCUGGAAGCCUUUGUCAAGGAAUCGUCUGAAUCAUCAUGAUGAGCAAAUUUUACAACCAUUCCACAAACAAUGACGAUGUGCUAGACACCCAUAAUAUACCUUUGGCCACUAUCAUGUACAAUAAUUUUUAAAAGUAUGCUUUUUACUCUU